UGGAACCCGCGGCAUCACGAAGUGGGUGUGACGUUGGGUUUGGCGACGGCGAAGCUUCCUCGUCUUCCUCCGUCCGAUUUAAAUACUCGCCUUUGGGAAUUAACAGAAGUCACUCGUUCGCCAUGGCUUUCAUGGCGUAAUUGUCGCCGCCACCGCCGCGAUCCCCGUUCGACAGCCGUGAUCGCUUUCAACCCUACUUGUAUACAUUGCUCGAUAGGCGCCGCGCCGGAGAGGAAGAAGAAGCGGGGAUGGAAUCGGAGGCCUCCUGCUACGACGUGGUGGAGCAAAUCGGGAGAGGCGAUCUCGCCUCCGCCUUCCUCGUCGUCCACAAGACCGACCGGAAGAGGUACGUGAUGAAGCGGAUUCGGUUGGCCGGGACGACGGAGAAGUUCCAACGCACUGCGUACCAGGAGAUGGAUCUGAUCGCGAGCUUGAGCAACCCCUACAUUGUGGAAUACAGAGACGGAUGGGUGGAGAAGGUAAAAUCGAUUCCUCCAUUCAGUUUGGCAUUCAAUUCUGUGGUUUUUUCUUCUUGUUCUUCGCAGGGAAGCUCUGUCUGCAUUGUGACUGGUUAUUGUGAAGGAGGAGACAUGUCAAGCAAAAUAAAGAAGGCGAGGGGCGUGUUCUUCUCUGAGAAGAGGAUCUGCAAAUGGUUCACGCAGUUGCUCUUGGCUGUUGAUUACCUCCAUUCCAACCGAGUACUCCAUCGCGAUCUCAAGUGUUCUAACAUAUUUCUCACCAAGGAUGAUGAUGUUCGACUAGGUGACUUCGGACUCUCACAAUUGCUCAAUGCAGAAGAUCUUGCUUCAACAGUCAUAGGCACUCCAAACUGCAUCUGCCCAGAGAUCUUAGCUGAUAAGCCGUAUGGAUACAAAUCGGAUAUAUGGUCACUUGGUUGCUGCAUGUUUGAGAUAGCAGCCCAUAGUUCAGCCUUUAGAGCCCCUACCAUGCAAGGUUUGGUUAACAAAAUCAAUAGAUCAUCUAUAUCACCAAUGCCUCCCAUAUACUCUUCUUCUCUGAAGAGAUUGAUCAAAUCUAUGUUGAGAAGAAACCCAGAACAUAGACCUACAGCUGCAGAGUUGUUGAGGGAAUCUUAUUUGCAGCAGCAUCUUGCUGCAUCAUGGACUCCUUCACCGUCUCAGUACCUCCCUAUAAAGCCAAACAAGAUCAAUGUGCAAGAGAAACCGGGAAGAAGGAGAAGCCCAAAGAAGCUUGAGGGUGGAGCAAGUGAACUUCAAAAUUCUGAACAACCGACAACUGACAUAAAGAGAAUUGACACUGCAGAAAAAGAAGAGGAGAAGACAAUUGAGAGGGAAUCUGUUAAGGGGCCAAAGGAGAUGAAGCAAGGUGGCUUGGCAGAUGAGAUGGCUGGUGUUGAAGAGACCUCGUCGGUCAGCACAAUCACACAGCCUCAUGGUGAUGGUGAGUGGGAGAUCUUGAAUGUGAUUCAGCAGAGAGCCAAUGCGCUGGAGUCUCUGCUGGAGCUGUGCGCGCAGCUGCUGCAGCAAGAGAAGCUCGAGGAGCUCGCAGGUGUUCUGAGGCCGUUUGGAGAAGAAGCUGUGUCGUCUCGAGAAACAGCCAUCUGGUUGACCAAGAGCCUCAUCAGUGUGCCAAAGUUUGGAUCAAAUCCGAGAAUUCAUUAGCAGUUGCAGCAUUGGACCAAUUCAGUGUGCCUUUUGGGGAUGAAUCUUGUGUGUUGUUGCAUGAAUUGGUGAUUGUUCAAACCUUGUUGUUGCUGACUUUCUAAAACCAUAGAAGUGCAUUUAACAUUCAAAUGGACUAAAAAAAUUCAGCAUGCAUAAGUCAUUAGGAUUGAAAACGAGCAAGCUGAACUAGACUUUGUGUUAUUCAAGCUUAUUUGAUAAGAUAAUUGAAUCAAAUCAAACCAAGUCUAAAAUGGAUUAAGCCGUUGAAACGCUUGUUCAGGUUUAACUUGGUUUCUUUUUUCUGAACA
Zingiber officinale is the source of this 1954-nucleotide messenger RNA. RefSeq names its product serine/threonine-protein kinase Nek6-like. The record is from RefSeq and is a predicted model, not a curated record. Gene Ontology annotation, biological process: protein phosphorylation. Bases 249 to 1643 code for a protein of 464 amino acids. Lineage: Eukaryota; Viridiplantae; Streptophyta; Magnoliopsida; Zingiberales; Zingiberaceae. Gene Ontology annotation, molecular function: ATP binding; protein kinase activity. The transcript is spliced from 12 exons.